UUUCGCCAGUUCCUUCCUCUGCACGCUCGAUGUUAUUCUACACCAUCUCGACGACCAACUCCUAGGAAACCGCACCAUCCAUUUGGCUAUAAGGCUUCAAACCUUCAGUGGGGACUGGAUUCGCGGUCUACCACCCAUCACGCCGCGGAAGAGCCCCCAUUGACAGACCUUGGCCCUCCGGCUGGGCUUCCCAGGUCUGUUGAACUUAAUGACCUUCCGCCUUUCACCACGCUUAACCAGCUGAGGUGAGCGUUGCAUUUACGCCAUAACUUCAAUUGCUAAGGUUCUUCAUUAGCCGCAUCGCGCUGAGGGCUGGGUGUCCGCCUUCCGAUGUACUCUCAGUUCACCUCAAAUCCAGAUUGGAUUUUUCUAGAGGUCCUCGCUCGAUAGCGAGCUUCAACCAAGGGGUUCGCUCUAUUCCAAAGUGUAGAUAAGCCGCUCAACUCUGGUUUAGAUAAUUCAUUUCAGGACUCACAACGCCAUGACCGCGUUUUCUCGUCGACCUCUUCUGCUACAUGUGCAGUCCGGCCAAGUUGAACUUUUCCCCUCAGACUCUAUCCGAUAUACGGAGCAGGAGCUCGAAAAUAUUGCCAAGGUUGCUCAGCCUUGGAACCGUCAUGCUAGCUCCAAAACUACCGAAGAGCAACAAGUAUCUGACCACUCAGAGUCAGAAACAGAACCAACCUCAGAGUCAGAAACAGAAACAACCUCAGAACCAGAAACAGACUCGGAGGCAGAACUAUCAGAGACAGAAAUCAACUGGCAAUGGAGUGAUUCAGACUCAGAAUUAGAAGACGAAACUCCGCUCGCUGCCCGUGUCUUCUCAGUCGCCCUCACAUCCUUCUUUUCCCCGAAAUAUAGCGAGUCAAUGAUUCGCCAAUUUAAACUUCGACGACAAACACGGUGGUUACUGCUUCAGAUCGCUGGCUCUGAGCCCACACGGUUGCCCCAUUCACACGUCACCUCAAUGAAAGAGGGAAUGCAACCCAUUGAAAUCCAUUCACCAGAGCUCAAGACAGAACAACAAAGUGCUACUGUUCAACGUCUGUCAGAAGCGGUCGCCGAGUCUUAUAAUCGCGAGCAACAACUCGAGGUAGAGUUAGCUUCAAUGCGCGCAAGGACUCGAGAAGAUGCAUUGAAGAUUGUUCAACUCACAGUCGAAAAUCAAAUCCGACAGGAUCUUGGCACAUAUGGGCCCUUAGAAGGAGUCUGGGUGCGAGGUGUCCCUGUCAAGCGGGGAGAUGAUGUUAUUCACGAACUACAUGCACUUGUUGCCUGUAGUGACAUCUAUACGGCAGUCCGCGUUCACACUUUUCUGCCCUUCCAUGACCCCGAAACCUAUCCUGCCAAUCGAAUUCGUUACACUGAUCAGCCGUGGCCAGAGGCCCUCGGCGAUCGAGGUAGUUCUUCCUCUCAAGCGAGUUUUCGGAUGGGUUGGGCUCGAAUAAUUGAAGAACAUACGCGCGAGGAAGCUGAGGCUGCUUACCGUGACAAGACAAGAUCAGUUUCCCGGGAAGAGGCACAUGGCCGAUGGGGAAAGGAGAGUUUGGAGGAAAUCCGGGAAAGAAUCAGACGUAUUUCAGCGGACAUGUAG
Messenger RNA from Mycena indigotica, 1594 nucleotides. RefSeq lists its product as uncharacterized. The coding region runs from base 482 to 1594 and encodes 370 amino acids. NCBI's taxonomy places the organism in Eukaryota, Fungi, Basidiomycota, Agaricomycetes, Agaricales, Mycenaceae. The transcript has a single exon. The record is from RefSeq and is a predicted model, not a curated record.